AUGUCUAAUAAAAGAAUAAUUACUACUAGUAGUAGCUAUUUUGAUGCAAAUUGCUCUACUUCUAAACGCUCCGCGGAUGAAAAAAUAAGUAAGAUCACUAAUAUCGUUACAGAAAAUCAAGUUGUGGACUUAGCGGAAUAUUUAGAAUCGAUUGAUGGUAAUAUUGAAGAUUUUGAUGAAAUAUAUGGCGAAAUUGAACAACAUUUAAAUGAAAUACUAUCGUCAUUAGAAAAAUAUUUUCCAGAAAGUAAAGACAUAGAAUUUAUCCAACGAUAUAAUUGGGUUAAAAAUCCGUUUUUAAACAACGAUAAGCCCGAAGAUUUAUCUAUAACGGAGUAUGAAGAAUUUAUUGAAAUGACCACCGAUUCAUCUUUAAAAACUUUAUUUGAUAAAAUAUCAUUAACAGAUUUUUGGUGCAGUAGCAGUAUUACUAACGAAUAUCAAUCUCUGGCUAAAAAAGCUAUCUUAGCACUUCUUCCUUUCGCAACAACAUAUCUAUGUGAAACCGGAUUUUCAUCAUAUGCAUCAAUGAAAACCAAAUAUCGUAAUAAAUUGGAUGCUGAAGCAGAUAUGCGUAUUCAACUCUCGCCUAUCAAGCCAAAUAUAAAAAUACUGGUCAAUAAAAAAAGCCAACAUCACGGAUCACAUUAA
Molecule: messenger RNA, 651 nt
Organism: Metopolophium dirhodum (rose-grain aphid)
Lineage: Eukaryota; Metazoa; Arthropoda; Insecta; Hemiptera; Aphididae
Product: zinc finger BED domain-containing protein 5-like
Exons: 2
Coding region: 1-651 (216 amino acids)
Source: RefSeq, a predicted model, not a curated record